This is a messenger RNA of Xiphophorus maculatus (southern platyfish), 6892 nucleotides long. It is a transcript of the gene xkr9, whose product is annotated as XK related 9. NCBI's taxonomy places the organism in Eukaryota, Metazoa, Chordata, Actinopteri, Cyprinodontiformes, Poeciliidae. The record is from RefSeq and is a predicted model, not a curated record. Gene Ontology annotation, biological process: phosphatidylserine exposure on apoptotic cell surface; apoptotic process involved in development; engulfment of apoptotic cell. Gene Ontology annotation, cellular component: plasma membrane. The transcript is spliced from 4 exons. Bases 1771 to 2943 code for a protein of 390 amino acids.
UUCUAUAUUUAGUACGCCAUCAUAAGGUAAACUGGUCCAACAGGUCCCACACUUAAAACAAGCAAGCAUAGAUAAACACCUAUUUAAAUGACGUUACACAUAUAUUUUAUUUAUUCAGCGCAAAUGUCCAAAAUUGAGCGACCACCACAUUUUUUUUUGUUCUUUUUUUUCCCUUUUAGUUUUGUUGCGAAAGCUAACAAAAACAUUUAUUUUUUUUAUAGACUUCUUCUGAGAUUCUCAUACCAAGGACACCUUUCCAGGAAGUUAUUUAGCCAGUGGAGUCCAGUCCAGCAUGUCAUGUUUACAAACCCUCAUAACCUCUGGCGUUUCGAUGCUGAUAUGACAGAGUAAAAUGGAUGAUAAGGAUCUCACACAUUUCAAGCUAUUUGUCAAACAAAAACUUUAGAAACUAGCAUAAGCCUCAGGAGAAAUAGAUUUUAAAGAUUAAAGAAAAAAAGACAAUGUUAUAGAGAUAUACUUUUGAAUUUCUAGUACAAUCUUGACAUAAUGCUGAUGGAAAUCUAGGGAUAAUAAAACAUAGGAAUCCACUGGUUGAAUCUGUAACAACUAGCUGUGUUGUAAACCCUUACAGAGAGUAGCGGACAGGAAGUAAUGCAAUGCAAAACCAGGACCAAGCACAAGUGAACUGACUAGCUGCUUAUUGCCCCAAAUGUGGAAGUACAUGUGUUUAUCACACAUACAGCUGACUCAGUCCUUACAGGACAAAUAUGAAUCGAUUUGAUUUUCAAUUUUAUUUCGGACUUUGUCUAGGCUAUUUUAAGACAACAACACCCAUUCUGUUGGAGCUCUGGCUGUAUGUUUGGGUUUGGUGAUCUAUCCAACUCUGUUGAGGACAGUUUCCUUGUACGAUUGCCCUGUUCAUCUUCCCAUCAACCCAGACCAGCUUCCCUGUCUCUGAUACAGAAACGCAUCCCCACAGUGUGAUAAUGCCACCACCAAAUUUUAAUAACGGGGGACGUGUACUUGGGGUCCUCUGUAGUAUUUUGCAGUUUUCCACUACACAGAGCUUUUAAUGUAUGGCAGUAAGUCUAUUCUGGUGUCAUCUGACCAAAACAGUCUUGAAUCAUUCUGGAAGGCACUACAACCCGGGUCAUGGCAUUUAGAAAGAAAAUCAAGAAAACAGUGUUUUAGGAAGUUACAAAGCCACAAUUUAUCUAAGCUGCAUAGCAGCAUGAUGCUUUUAAGUGUCUGUAUGCAGUUGUUCUUCAAGAAUUGCAUUUUAUUUUAGAGCCUAUUAGAGUUCACCUUCGGGAAACUAGACUUGCUCUGAAAUAUGUUCACUUCCUUUAUUAACUUGGAAUACGAGUUACUUUACGUCACACUUUCAGUCACUGUUCAUGAGUUACUUUUGCUCUCCGAGCAAUGAUUAAGCUAAUCUUGUUGGUCAAGUCUAAAUGGACACAGACAUGUGAAGGGGAAGUGUAAAGACUACACUCACACAACCACCACACCUUCAUAGGAAUGACAUGUAUUAUGUAAUUACAAAUGUCUGCUCUGAGUGUUGAUUUGUUUACUGGUUGCUGAGGUGGGGCUUGCACAGGUAUCAAGGGAAGGAGAAAGAAAAACGCAGGGAGUGGAAUCUCCAGCUGUGAUUGUGUGGAGCUCUCUGCCAUAGAUAUUAUAUCUCUAGAGAUUUUAAAGCCACCUGUGACACUCGCAUACUACAAAACCUACAGAAACAGGAACUGAGAUUGCUUUGUUCUUGGAACCAAACAGGAACAGGAAUGCCAGCUUUUUAAAGUGAUAACUAUGGGGCAGUCAAAUGAGCAGUACUCCAAGCGGCGGUGGCUUUUAGCUCUUGUGGGACUAUUCAUGUACCUAGGGGACAUUUGCACAGAUACUGCACUGGUUUUUAGAUAUUUUCACGAGAAGCGCUAUGUUUGGAGUGGAUUGACUGCACUGUUUAUAAUCACUGGGCUGACAGUAAACCAGAUCUUCAGCUACGCCUGGUUUUUAGAAGAUAUGCAUAAAAAUGUCAUGGACAGCAAACCAAAGCGACGGUUUUUAGUCCUGCACAUAUUUGGGAUGGGAAUCCUUCUCAGGUCUUACCACCUGCUUGAACAAGGAUACAAAGAGAUUUGGGGACAAGAAGUGUCACACAAUCCAAAGUCUCCGAAUGGACACCUGAAAGAAGAUGAUGAGGAGGGGACCAGCACCUCGCACCACAAUAAACUGCUUAGCGAUGCUGCCGAUCUGAGCAUGUUGAAGCUUUUCGAGACUUUCCUGGAGAGCGCGCCUCAGCUUCUUUUACAGCUUUACAUACGUCAAAGCCAUGAUGAGUGGUCGGUCUUACAGUAUAUGUCUAUGGUCUUCUCUUUCUUUAAUCUGGCAUGGUCUUUGGUGGACUAUCGGAUCUGGCUGCGCAAAUCCCUUCCCCAGAGUCGAGAAUUGCCCUCAGGCCUCCCCACAGUGGUCUACCUGCUCUACAAACUCUUCACCAUCACUAGUCUCAUUCUCAGCUACAGCCUCCUCCUCUUCCUCAGCAUCUACAGCACAGUAGGCUUUACUUCCCUUUGGCUGCUGGGAACAAUAUGGGCCCACCUGCUUCAAACCGACUUCUGCAAUUCAGGUGUCCUUGAACUGCUGUACCGUGGCGUCAUUGGCGCCAUUCUGGUUUUUACCUUUUUUAACGCUAAAGGUCAAAACACCAAACGGGAAAUGACCGUCUAUUACUUUUUUUGGACUGCUAUAAAUUUCUCAACUCCUUUAUUGAUGUUUUUUUUAAAGCCAGAGUUGAAGACAAUUACAUUUUUCUGGGUGGUUAGUGGCGUAAUCUAUGGCGGUUCAUUGCUGGGGCUGAUUUUGCUGGUAUCGUAUUAUCGCUUCCUGCACCCUAAACAGUGUGAGUUAGAUCAGGUGGACGGACAGGAAAAGGAGAAGACACCUUUAACAAAGAGGACAAGGGCAUUCAUAAAACCUUGACUGAGGUUUUAUCAUAGUGCAGCCACCACCAUGUAUUAUUGUUACAACAUUUCAUGUUUUAGUUGUGUUCAGACUUGUGGCUCAUGAAUGUUAGAUUAGUUUCCAUGUCUUAUAUCAAGAAAUAUGUGAAAAGAUGUGAAAGAAAAAAAGCAAGCACAAGCCGGUGUAGAGUACAGCUGAAAGUUGUUGAGGUUUGAGGAUUUUAGGUUUGAAUUGGGGAGUUUACACAUCAGCACACAACAUGAUUUCCACCAAAAGAAGUCUGCAGAAAUGUUGUCAAUUUUCAGUUGUUUAGAGCUGUAACCGACAUUCUAUACAGGGAUUUAAAAGCUCUCUUCCUGAAAUUCACCACAGUGGAAAAUGACCACUUGUGAAUACCACCCAUCAUGCCACUCAAACUCAAUCUACAGACACUUUUCCCCAUAACAUGUUCUUUGGUCCUUCAAAGUUAUUUCAAGUUAGUGCUAAUUUGGGGGUGGACUGAAGGUGUGUUAAGAUACCGAUAUACAGCAGGACCCUGGUAUUUGCAAAGUUACAGUGAUGCUUUCAAAGGUUCACAUUAAGAGUGCAAGCUGAACAAGUGAUGUGGCUUUUAUACUUGAUGUGUACUUUGCUGCAGUAUUUUCUGAAAAUGAUCCCUAAUAGAGCGUUUAUAUAGAUGCCAAUGCAGAUGAACCUACUCACCCUCCAAAUUGUACAGUUUGAGUGAAAGGUGCCACUCGCAAUCGGUGCUGAGGUACAAAACGUUUUUGACAGCACUUAAGGCCAACUCGACUAUAAACCCAGCUUUAGGAACCAGCAGUUCAUGAAUAACUAAAAUCCAUGAAUACUUGAGACCCUCUCAGAACAGGAUUAUAAUUGAAUUUUUUAAUGUACCUUAAUAUGCAUCAAUAUGCACAGUGGGAACUGUCUCAGUACUACUACAGGAGCAAGCAUCCAUGGUCUUUCCUGUUUUCGUUCCUGGGCAUACAGCCAAUCAGCACCAAAGAACAUAAACUGUGCUCCUGGUUUUGUUGCUUUGUAAACACCAGCCAAUAGUGUGCCAACUAGCAUUGCACCUAGGUAUUUCAGCUUUCAAUCGUCAUUUUCAUUUAAAAAAUUUAGAUUUGCUCAAUGAAAAUAUCGGCAAAUAGGGAGGUUUUCCACAAACACGUUAAGGAGUUAUGUUACACCUUCACCUGUUGUGAAGUCUUGAAUGGCUUUUGUACUCUUAAAAAAAUGUAAACUCAUGGUCAGACUGUUUUGAUAGGGGAGAGAUGCGUUUUUGUUUAAUCUCAGUAUUCUCGUUUAUGUGCUUGUUGGGUAGGUUAUUUUGUUGGUUUAUAUAUUCUGCUUUCUUACGUAGAGUUAUGUAAGUUAAGCUUUUACUUAGACCAACUAGGAGACAUAUCACCUUCAACAGGGACAAUGGCCUUAAACAUAGACCCAGAACUGGAUUAAAACAGUUUAGAUUAAAAAAAACAACUUUCAUUCUUAGAUUGCUUUAUCACAUUUCAGACCUACAAAAAUGGCAAUAUUUAAAAAUUAAUCUUCACUGAUACUCUAUAUCCAACCUGAUUGAAAUUGAGCUAUUUUGAUCUAAAUAUGCACACCAAAUAGCUCAGAUUUCUAACUAAAAAAUAUUUUGAAAACGAUCCGAGUUAGGCGCUCUCACUGUGUUGCCCUUUCUCAUAAGAUCCCAAUAGAAAGAAUUGACACAUGUGGUUGCAAUGUUACAAAAUGUUUUUAAAAAAGUUUGAGUUUGAAUUAAUUUGCAAGACAUUGAACUAGCUCCAAUGUCUUGCUUUUUUUUUUUUUUUUGUAUUUUAAAAGUUUUGUGUGCUUUUUUCUAUUCUACAUCGUGAGUUCUUAUUUACAGGACUGUGUUAUCAAAGGCUUGUUCUCUCAAAUAGCAACAGCAGCGCAGGGAUACUUGGGGGUGUUUAUGUUCUUUUCUGAACUGCUAUAUUAUCAACACAAGAUGGCGCCAUUAUCACAAUGGAUUUUUCGAAUAUGCAACGACAUUGAAUCCAGUUAUUCCAAUUUCUUUCUGACUUUGAGUUACCAGCUGUACCUAUUAUGCCUAUUAGCAUAAAUCAAAAGCAGUGAGCAAUGUUGCACUCUGUUAUUUCCUGUUUUGUACUAUGGUUUUUGUACCACAUAUUAGAAUAAAGUUGAUUGAUAGUCAGUCAUUCAUUCUGAAACAAAAUGUUAGGCAUAUUUAGAUUUUGACCACACUCAUCUCAUUGACCUUCAAUUAAUCUUUAAAUAUCCACCAAACUUCUGCAAUUUUUAUCUUUGCAAAAUGAAAGGAUGGAAAUAUCUCUCCAUCUUUUUGAGGAUUUUGGAGACGGUGUGGACACGGAUGAACAAUGAAGAAAUAAUAAACCAGCACUGAUUUUGUUUUGACUACUAGCAAAAUAUUGUCUUGCUAGAAAAUGAAAGAUGCGAUUUAUUUAUUUUUAGUCAUCCAAGGUAGGAUAAGAUAAUAUGCUGGGGAGUUGGUGUGGAGUGGGGACCUGCUGUGUCCUCUAAAGCUCAUGGUUGUGGGCUCUCAAAUGAGCACAGCCAUCCUCCCUUCUUUUAAUCCAGCCAAGCUCAGAGCUUUCUGAGCUGUUUAUGCCAAGGGACCCCUUGAACCUUUCCUUUGUUGGUUGCGUUUUGUCUGAAACACUCCAUAAAAUUCAAACUCCCAACAAAUUUAACUGAGGAAGUUUUGUUUUUAAGAGGAAAUGAAUCUCUGCCAGGCUCUUAUUUUAUGGUGAAGCAAUAGUGGAUGUACUGACCCCUGCUUGAGCUCUUUUGGUUUAUUACAUGCAGAAAGCCAGGGUAAUGGUUCAAAACCAUUUUCCAACCCAAUACUGACCUAUAACCUGUACAACUCAAUGGAAAGACAAAUAAUAUGUUCUGGAAGAAAAAAAUUAAAAUGGAAAACUUAAAUAUUGUGGUUGCAAAAGUGCACUCUUAGUUCUUUGCAAAAACUCUUAAUUUGGUUCUCAUCAGAAGCCGCCCUGUGACUUAUUUUUCUAAAAUUCUUUCCAAGAAGCUAUUCUUUUUAUGGUUUGGAUGUGUGCUGUGGAUCCUUGUUUUGCUAACAGAUGAAAUUCCUCUUCAUCCACUUUCCGGCAUAAAUUUGAAGGUUUUGUUCAAGCAUCAACUUGUAUGUGAAAAUAUUUCAGCUGUAGAAAAACAAGCUUAAAGCAUGGCCCUGUCACCACCAUGCUUCAUAAUGGUAGUGGUAUUCAUUUGGCAGGGCAUUCCCCACAUGUUUUUGGGACACUAAAUGUCUUUUGAGAACAUUUAGAACAUUUAAACGUUUUCAGAACGUUUGUCCUCCUUAUUGACACUCUACUUCUGAUCAUUGAGAACACAAAAGAUUGUUGUCGCAUGUUCUAGAUAUCCACAUUCCUACAGUGGCUUUAAUGUUGCUGUAUCUCUUCCCAUCUGACCAAGACUUCUUCAGUCAUUUUAUAAAAUGUGAAAGGAAAUCUAGUUCUCGGUACUCACACUCCACUUGAUGUUAACUAUUCUCAGUGUGUCCCAGAGUGUGUGCCAUUGAAACUCUUUGAUGCCCUUCUCCAGACUGAAGGCUUUUCCUGUGGGAUGAAACAAAGAAAAUGUCAUGAGAAGCCUACAAGAUUCAGAUGUUCUUUAAAUGGUCACUGAUCCUAUUUAAGAUGAGCUUGAAUGUGGCGCUUUGUUACAAACAUAGCCAAUAGUAGGAUGUGCAGACAUAUACAACCAUGUUAUUGCAGUUUUUAAUUGACUGUUUUUCUAUCAAAAGAUUUUUCACUGGAGCUACACGGGGUAUAGCUCAUAUUAAAGGAGGAAAUAAUGACAUAUAACAAAAUCCUGGCAUUUCAACCUGGGUGUGUAUAUUAUUUUAUAACCACUGUAUUCACAAAUGUAUAAAGCAGUUAAAAUGUUGAUUCAUAGCAGCUUACCUUUUGGAUUAAAGGGGUUAUUUAUA